AUGCCUUCCGGGACUUCCUCCGCGGAAUCUCAAAGCGCCAGCAGUUCCGCCGGUCUCAGUUCCAGCUCACCGUCCGCUCCUAACGGCAAAAGCACCACCUCUUCUCCAAAAAUUGCCCGAGAGGAUGCCAGCGUCGAACUCAAAAACAUGAAACCAGAUCGUGGGAUUGUCAAGGGCUCAAUUCCCCUAGGGGAAGAUAUCAUGCAGAUUGCCCGAAUAGGCGAGAUCCCGGCUAUGCGACAAUUGUUUGAGGAGAAGAAAUUCACUGCCAACUACCAGGAUGAAGAAGGCAUCACCCCUUUACACUGGGCGGCGAUCAACAACCAGUAUGCGAUGUGCAAGUUCUUGCUGGACUCCGGCGCCGACGUGAAUGCCAAAGGAGGAGAAUCGGUGGCCACACCCGCCAUGUGGGCGGCGCAGCGGUGUCACUACUACAUUGUUCACCUUCUUCUUCAACGUGGCGCCGACCCUCUGCUCACCGACGUGCAAGGGUACAACAUUCUGCAUUUGGCGACCAUCGAUGGCAAUGCGUUCCUGCUUGUCUUGUUGCUACAGCAAGAAAUACCGGUGGAUGUGGUGGACCAACAGGGUCAUACGGGACUGAUGUGGGCAGCUUAUAAAGGAUUCCCGGCAUGUGUCGAUUUGUUCUUGCGCUGGGGCGCUAAUGCGAACGCCGUCGACGACGGUGGGCUGACUCCCCUUCAUUGGGCACUGGUAAAGGGCUCCAUGCCCUGUGUUAUGAAGAUCCUAGAGUAUGGUGCCGACAGGUUCGCGAAGACGCAGGAUGGUAAGAGUCCGGCAACGGUGGCCAGCGAGAUGAAUACAACGAGGAUAUGGUAUCGCGCUCUGGAUGAAUGUGGCUUCGACCUAGAUGGGAACAUGAAGGUCAUCCCCAUGGGAUUGAAUUCGUGGGUACGGAACAAGAGCAUCAUGUCGAAGUUCUUCUUCCUUUGGCCAUUCUUAAUGGUCUUCGUGGCUCUAUGGAUUCUCAGCAACAUGGCCGUGUAUGCUGCUAUCCCGAUCAUGUUGGUUACCGUCUUUGGUCUACAAUGGGCGGCACAGAAAGCUGCGAGUCGAAGUGUUUCGGAGUAUAGGAUCCUUCAAAAAACGCCAUAUCUAUCUGGCGUAUUUGCAGGCACUUUGUUCUGGGUUGGCGUCCGAUACGUCCUCUAUGUACUACCAGCCACGUACUCCACUGCUCCGUUUUUGAACGCCUUUUUUGUCCUCUUUUAUUCUUUGACGACCUACUUUUAUCUCUAUGCCAUGAUCGAAGAUCCUGGUUUUGUCCCCAAACUCGGAAGCAGGAACCAACAAAGAGCAGUCAUUGGCGAACUUUUUGAGCAGUGGAAGUUUGAUGAAGAGAACUUUUGUGUGUCUUGUAUGGUCCGGAAACCUCUCCGGAGCAAGCAUUGUAAGCGCUGUGGGCGCUGCGUUACAAAGCAUGACCACCAUUGCCCUUGGAUCGAUAACUGUGUUGGAGCGAACAAUCUCCGACAUUUUGUUCUCUACAUCGCGUGUCUCGAAGUUGGCAUUAUCUUGUUCUUGCAGCUAACGUUCAUCUAUAUCAACGCCCUACCAGCACCGGCAGGGCCCAAGUGCAAUAUAAUUAAUGACGCGCUAUGCGAUUUGGUCGUCCGCGACACGUUCACCCUUGUUCUUGAUAUAUGGAUAAGUAUUCAGCUGGUCUGGGUUACUAUGCUUUGCGCCGUUCAACUGGUUCAGGUUUCUCGAAACCAGACAACGUACGAGAAUAUGCGAGGUCAUUCGAUUGACAGAAGCCAUUCAAGCUCGCGAGCUUUCGCGUCCGCUCUAACCGCUGGGACCACUUCGCUAGAUGCCGCUGGCCUUUCGUCUGCAGGUCAAGGCCCGAAUCCUGCCUUGGCGCCGGGGGCUCUUCACCGACCGCGACGACACGGGUGCUUGCAGCAGUGGUCCUCUCUCCUGGGUGUCGAUACUUUCUUCGCUACCGCACGAGAUGGCCUGCGGGAUGGGCGACACUCACAGCGCCCCAAAAACCCGUUUUCGCGAGGCUUUGUUACUAACUGUCGCGACUUCUGGUGUGAUCCGGCGCCUUACUUUGGCAAGCGCGAAUCCGGUUCUGCAAUGCUCGGUGGUGAAGUGAUCAACUAUAACCAGAUGUACGAGGCUCCGUUGCCGAUGCAUACUGGUGGUCGGUACCGCAGCCUGGCCGGGGAGGAACCCGAGCAGAUGGUUUGA
Molecule: messenger RNA, 2217 nt
Organism: Aspergillus melleus
Lineage: Eukaryota; Fungi; Ascomycota; Eurotiomycetes; Eurotiales; Aspergillaceae
Gene: AKR1
Product: palmitoyltransferase AKR1
Exons: 6
Coding region: 1-2217 (738 amino acids)
Biological process (GO): protein palmitoylation
Cellular component (GO): Golgi membrane
Molecular function (GO): protein binding; palmitoyltransferase activity
Source: RefSeq, a predicted model, not a curated record